This is a messenger RNA of Eublepharis macularius, 1725 nucleotides long. RefSeq names its product zinc finger protein RFP-like. The transcript has 8 exons. The record is from RefSeq and is a predicted model, not a curated record. Lineage: Eukaryota; Metazoa; Chordata; Lepidosauria; Squamata; Eublepharidae. Bases 1 to 1473 code for a protein of 490 amino acids. Gene Ontology annotation, molecular function: zinc ion binding; protein binding.
AUGGCAACUGGGGGUCUUGUCAAGGAGUUCUGUGAUCAAGCUACAUGCCCCGUCUGCCUCGAAUAUUUCAAAAAUCCGGUCACUAUUGACUGUGGGCACAAUUUCUGCCAAGCCUGUCUCACCCAGUGCUGGGAGGAAUCUAACAAAGCUGCUUCCUGCCCUCAGUGCAGAGAAACGGUUCAGAAGAGGAACUUCAAGCCAAACCAACCCCUGGCAAACAUUGUCGAAAUAAUCAAGAAGCACUACGAGGGAGAAAGAGCAGAAGGAAAGCAGAGAAUGUGUGAGAGGCACCAGGAACCUCUGAAGCUCUUCUGCAAGGACGAUGGAGCCCCCAUCUGUGUGGUGUGCGACAGAUCAAAGAGCCACCAAAAUCACAGUGUGCUUCCUGUGGAGGAGGCUUUCGAAGAGUUUAAGGAGAAGAUCCAGGCCCAGGUACUGUCUCUGGAGAAAGAGAGAGAGAAGCUCAAGGAACAGGAAGUAAUUGAAGAGCAGAAAAGCCAAAAGUGCCUGACACAGUUAGAAGUGGAGAAGCAGAAGAUCCUGUCUACCUUUGCAGAAAUGCGCGAGUUUCUUGAGGAAAAGGAACAUCUUCUGCUAACCCAGAUAACAGAUCUAGAGAAAGAGAUCAAGAAAAAGCAGGAAGAAAAUAUCACCAGACUCUGUGAGGAGAUUCCUCGCCUCAGCAUUCUGCUCACAGAGAUGGAAGGGAAGUGCCAGCAGCCACAGAGUCAGUUCCUGCAGAACAUCGGAAGUACUUUGAGCAGCUUGUGGGGGGGGGGCAAAAUGUUUUUUAUCUGUUUGUUAAAUGCAACUAUCUUUACCUCCAGAUUUGAGAAGGAACAAGUGGGAAAUGUCAUGGACCUUUGUCCUUGGUUAGAAGAGGUACCCAGAAUAUACUCACGGAAGAAUUCUUCUUUAGAAAAGGCUAUGGAAAAAUGUAAAGGGUUGCUGGACCAAGUGCUGAACAAAGUGAAUGUGACUCUGGAUCCAGACACAGCAAAUCCCCACCUUAUCCUGUCUGAGGACCUGAAGAGUGUGAGAUGGGAAGGCAAAGAGCAGGACCUGUCCAAGACCCCAGAGAGAUUUGACAAGGAGCGCUGUGUGCUGGGCCGUGAGAGAUUCUCUUCAGGGCGACAUUGGUGGGAAGUGGAAGUAGUAGAGGAGGAAGAGGAAGGAGCUCUAUGGGCAGUAGGGGUCACACGAGAGUCUAUCAAGAGGAAAGGGUAUUUCAGCCUCAAUCCAAAUGAAGGAAUCUGGGCUCUCGCAGCUUUUACAUCCCCUAAGCGGACUCCUUUGGACUUCAGGCCCGAGCCUAGGAAAAUCCUGGUGUCCCUGGACUAUGAAGACGGUUCUGUGAGGUUCUUUGAUGCGGAGACAGACCACUUGAUUUUCACUUUUUCUUCAGCUGUGUUCUCUGGGGAGAAGCUCUGCCCCUAUUUCUGGGUGGGGAAGGGAGUCACGCUGAAAUGUUGAAUAUUGAGUCAAAUCCUGCACCUACAGCCCAACUUCGACACCACCAGGAGAACACCACCAAAAGAGUAGCAGUAAUAGGAGGAGUUGCUGCAGGAGAAGAGACCCUGUGUGUUUUCUUUAAGUGACUUUGCUUUGCUUUUAUGGGGCACCAUCUGCUAGGAUUUGCUCUUUUCAGAUUGCCUACUCCGAAGGGUACCGAAGGUCUUGUAAUUAUGAAAGUUGCUAUGAACUUGAGUCUCAGAAAUACUGGAG